CUUCUUGGAAUGGCUAGGGCGGGGCGGGCGAUCUAUGGCGCUGUAUAGCCACCACCAGGUAUGGGCAUGGCUAUUUAGGCAAGGGUCCAAGUAGUUCCACCGCCGCCGCCCGCUGCUUUCCCAAGAUCCAAGAAAGGAAUGGGGUGCUCGUCAUCCAAGAAUGUGGAUGUCUACCAUGGCAGCAAAGCGCAGCCUCUUGCUCGAUCUCCCGUUGACGAUGCGCACCUCGUCGCCCUCACAUCCAGCACGUAUGGAUUCUUGCGGGUGGAUUCGCACAAGAAAUCUUCGUCCGAGGAAGCAGCGGCUGUGGCGGACGAUCCGGUGAACGAGGUGUAUCAGAAGAUGAUGAGCUUGGAUUCGGGGGGCUCACAGUUGCCGCAGUCGUGGUCGGAGGUGAACAGUGUUCUCACGCAGCUUAAGUCGCAGGCGCAGCACAAGAAAACCAGCGCCAGUGCUCUUUCCGGGAGAGUCGAGCCCGAGACCGUGGAUGUUUUGAAGCUGCUCCAGAGUGUGGAGGAGGCACCACCGAAAGCUCCGAAAGCUCCAGCUCCAGCAGCAGCGUCUCCGCCGUCGCAGCCCAAGCGAGAGUUUUCGGUGAUCCACACUCUGGAAGAAGUCGACCAGCUCGCGCACUCCAACUCGGCUGCCUCUCAAGACAGCGACACCGAAAGCGAGGAGGAUUUCUUCCGGCACAGCAGCAUGCCAAACGGCCGGUCGAGCGGCGGCGCGAAUGCAACCAACAGGUUCUCGAUGAGCUCGGUGGUGAGACGCCCCGAUAGCAGGUCCAAGGUGCCGAGCAAGGCGUCGAGAUCAUUGUCGACGUAUGGCGAUGGUGGUGGUGGUGGCGACGCUGGUCGACAAGUGGAUAGUACGCUGUUUGAUGCCGAGUUCCUCGAGUCAUUCAGGGAGGCUUUCGAGCAGUUGUCGACAGGCGUUUCCGCUGCUGCUACUGCCGCGGCGGGGAAGCAGGGACUUUCCCAGCCUCGGCCGAAGGUGUCAGUGGCGGCAAAGAGCAAGGCCAUGGUCCCUUCUCAAGCAGCAAAUCGCCAAGACAGGAGUAAGGUGGCGGCGCCGCCUGCAAUGCCAGUAUCAGAUCGCGAAGAAGAAGAAGCCGAGCAGCAAGCAAGUCGUGGCCGCGGAGAGACAAGGACGGAUUCGAAGGCUGGCACAGUGCAGAGCAAGGUGGCGGAUUGGAACAAGAAGAACCAAGCGGCGGAUCGAAGCUACAGCAGCAAAGCCGCUCCUCCUGCUCCACCACCACCACCACCACCACCACCAGCUAUGGAGAUCGAUUUGCUGCAACACUGUCCAAAGAGAUGCCCCCCGGAUGGCGAGAACAAGGCGGUGCUCUACUCUACCAGCUUGCGGGGCAUCCGCAAGACGUUCGAGGACUGCAACACGGUGAGGAACAUCCUCCACAGCACCAACGUGGAGUUGGACGAGCGGGACGUGUCCAUGGACUCGCAGUUCCGGCAGGAGCUCAAGGAUCUCAUGGACAAGCCGGUGCCGGUGCCGCGGCUCUUCAUCAAGGGGCGCUACAUUGGCGGCGCCGAGGAGGUGGUGGCGGCGCACGAGAGCGGCGCGCUGGCCAGGAUGCUCCACGGCCUGCCGCACGGCAACCUGAGCAAGGACUGCGAUGGCUGCGGCGGCGUGCGAUUCAUCCCCUGCACGGAUUGCAGUGGCAGCUGCAAGAGCGUCGGCGCCGACGGAGGCGUCGUCAAGUGCCCGGAAUGCAACGAGAAUGGCUUGGUUCGCUGCCCGAUAUGCUCGUGAUCGUGAUAGAGUGAGUAUAUAUAUAAAAGAGAGAGAGGAAGUUUCUAGGGUUCUUAGCUAGGGCUCUUGGCCGCCUCUUCGUUAAUCCCAGCCACGGCUUUCUUUCUCGCCGUGUCUGAUUCAUCAGAGGCGCAUAGCAAACCAGAUCUGCAAGUUUCGCUGACAGCACCCGAUUCACCGCUGGGUGUCUAUCUGAUAGUAGCUUCGCAGACAUUCACCUCAGUCACUGGCACUGGAAUUUCUCGACUCUAGCGUACUAGAAUCAAUCCAUCGAUGUCCUUGUUGGCCUUGAAUCCAAUUAAUACAAAAGAAAAGUUCUCGAUUC
Selaginella moellendorffii is the source of this 2098-nucleotide messenger RNA. Its product is annotated as actin cytoskeleton-regulatory complex protein PAN1. The transcript has a single exon. The record is from RefSeq and is a predicted model, not a curated record. Bases 139 to 1773 code for a protein of 544 amino acids. Lineage: Eukaryota; Viridiplantae; Streptophyta; Lycopodiopsida; Selaginellales; Selaginellaceae.